GGAGGGGUGAGGGGCUGUGGUGGGGAACGCGGCUCGCUAAUUAAGGUCGUUGAGACUGGUGGCUAGCCUGCUCCGACUCAAUCCCGCGCUCGCCGACGGGCGUCAGGAAAUUUUUGGGCGCGCGACCAACAUUGCUACCACCAUCGCAGUCAACAACAGCAUGGCCGAACCGGAUGCAAAAGCACCGCCUACUGGCGAGGCUUCUGCCGGACCCAAGAAACCUGAGAAGCCUCCGAAUCCUGUCUGGAGGAUGAUGGGCCUGCCAAACCUCCGCUUGAGGCUCCCCUCGCGCAAUUGGAUGAUAUUUCUCUCGAUUACCGGAUCAUGGACUGCGGCAGUCAUGUACGACCGUCGCCAGAAAAAGCGCAUACAACAGAAAUGGGCAACAGUUGUCGAGCACAUUGCACACGAGCCGUUGGACGUACACCAGCUGCCUCGGAAACUCACGAUAUUCCUGUCUGCACCGCCAGCAGAUGGAAUAGUACCCGCACGCGAUCACUUCCAUGAAUAUGUCAAGCCCAUUCUCGUUGCAGCGGCGCUGGACUGGGACGCGGUAGAGGGCCGAAGGGAAGGAGAUGUAAGAGCUGGGUUAGCAGAGCGAAUACGGAAGCUGAGAAAGAAGAGGGGCGAGGCGACUGCUGAACCGCUGGAACCAGGACUCGAGGAGGAGUUGGAAGGUCUAAGGCAACGAGCAGGCGUCAAUGGGUGGAAUGGACCGGGAGGAGACAUCGUCAUUGGAAGACACACAUGGAAAGAAUAUGUUCGAGGACUGCAUGAGGGUUGGCUAGGACCUCUAGAUGCUCCACCAUCAGCAGAACCGUCUGUCGAGGUACCGGUCGCUGCGGUCGAACCCACACCUGUGUCCACCGAAACGUCCACUGACGGCACCACAUCUGCUACGGCCGAUGAUGCGUCACCCACCGCUACCGAAGCUCCCAAACCAGAAGAUGCCGAGAAGCCUAAAGAGGAGGAGACGAAACCCAAGAAGAAGAAGAAGCAACCGCCACCAUACAUCUCAACAGCCGAAUACCAAAACGCCGUGCUCUCCCAAAACUGCCCACAAGCACUCGGCCCCGCCGCCGUAGUACCUCUCCCCCACCUCCUUGGAUUCUUUAACUUUCCCAUCCGUAUGUACCGUUUCUUGAACAGGCGACAAGCGGCGGAUGUCAUUGGCAGGGAAACUGCCGCUGCUGUCCUUGGUGCAUACCGACCAUUUGAGACUGCAGGCGAAGCGCCUGUCACAAACGAGGAAGAUGGACACAGUAACGCACAAUGGGAGCAACAACGAUUGCUCUCUCACGAAGAGCCAGAUUGGUCCAAGACUGCACGAAAGCGUGAAGAAGGUGAGACCAAGGAGAGGGUAUGGCUAGACGAAAUGGUGCUGGACCCGAGAAUUGCUGAGCGCAUGCGAAAGUUUGCACUAGAUGCUGAGGUUGAAGCGCGCGCAAAUAGCGUGUCUCUCCCAUCAGAAGGAUCAUGGUUCAGCUCGCUGUGGCCGAAGGAGAAGCCCAAGGGUGCUUGGGAAGGAUUGAGCGACGAUUAAAGACCUGUAGAUACCCAUCUCACCUUCUAGCAUGUGUUAUAUAGUAGUGGGGUGUAAGAGUAGACGUGUACAUGACAACAUUCGGCGGCUUGUAUAAGACCUCAACAAGUCAGAUAUCAACAUGCAAUCUUUCUUUCUUCCUUCCUUGGGCGGGUUGCAACAGUGCAUACCAAAAGUUGGUGGUAGCAGCUUGGCACUGACCAGGCGGCUGACUGCCCCGCCAAUUGCCCGAAGGAACCUUGGAA
Molecule: messenger RNA, 1788 nt
Organism: Alternaria alternata
Lineage: Eukaryota; Fungi; Ascomycota; Dothideomycetes; Pleosporales; Pleosporaceae
Product: mitochondrial import inner membrane translocase subunit tim54
Exons: 2
Coding region: 161-1543 (460 amino acids)
Biological process (GO): sphingosine biosynthetic process
Cellular component (GO): intracellular membrane-bounded organelle; membrane; cytoplasm
Source: RefSeq, a predicted model, not a curated record